This is a messenger RNA of Dictyostelium purpureum, 1905 nucleotides long. RefSeq lists its product as uncharacterized. The coding region runs from base 1 to 1905 and encodes 634 amino acids. The record is from RefSeq and is a predicted model, not a curated record. Lineage: Eukaryota; Evosea; Eumycetozoa; Dictyosteliales; Dictyosteliaceae. The transcript is spliced from 2 exons.
AUGGAUUAUUUAACAAUUUUAUAUUUUUUUAUUGUUGCAAUCAUCGGUUUAUUACUCAGCUUUUAUGUAAAUAAAAAUUUAUUCAACACCAAUAACAAUAAUAACAACAACGAUGGUUUCUCCAGCAACAAUAACAAUAACAAUAACAACAACUGCCAACAUCAAAAUUCACCAAUCCACAAUACUGCCCCAAUAGAUAGACAAGAAAGUCUACAACAACAACAACAACAACAACAACAACAACAACAACAACAACAACAACAACAACAACAACAACAACAACAAAAUCAAUUUUCAAAUCCACAACCACAACUACCACAACAACAAUCGCCAUCACAGCCACAAUCACAAUCAAAAAGCACUGUAUCAACCCCUGGUAUUAGAAAACUAUUUAAAGAUCUUGAUGAAUAUGAAAGACAACAACAAGAACAAGAAGAGCCAGAACAAUCUCAACAAUCUCAACAAAGUUCUCAAAUCCAACAACAAUUUCCAUCAAAGGGAACAAGCCAGCCAUUACACAUCUUUUUGAUAGAAAUUCAAUCUCGUUAUACUGCCCAGUGCGUUAUGUUCAACCAACCAAUCAAACCACAAACAACGCCCACAACCAUCACACUCAUCAUCAAAGUGCUCAGAACUCCCCCAACAUUAAAUAGAGCACAUUCUCGUACCGCUGUUGAUGCUCCACCAACCACUGAACCACAACAACACCCACACCCAACUCAUUCAUGGCCAAGUGCUCAGAAUUACCCAUCAUUAAAUAGAGCACAUUCUCGUUAUACUGCCGCUGCCAAUGCUACACCAACCACUCAACCACAACAACGCCCUCAACCAACACAUUCAUCAUCAAGUGCUCAAAGUUACCCAACAUUUAAUAGAGCACAUUCUCGUACCGAUGUUGAUGUUCCACAAACCACUCAGCCAGAACAACACCCAAAACCAACUCACUCAUCAUCAAGUGCUCAGAGCUACCCAACAUUCAAUAGAGCACAUUCUCGUACUGCUGCUAAUGUUUCAACAAACACUCAACCACAACAAAACCCACAACCAACCGAUUCAUCUUCAAGUGCUCAGAACUAUCCAUCAUUUAAUAGAGCACAUUCUCGUAACGCUGUUGAUACAAAUCCACCAAAUCCAUCACCAACUUUUAAUUCAACAGGUGUCCCAACAUCAGCAAGAAACACUCCAAUGAAGAAGAGAUCAUUAGAGUCUGAUGAUGAAGAAGAUUUAAGAAAUAACAUGGGAACUAAAAAAAGACAUAGAUACGAAGAUGAAGAAGAAUUAAAAAGGGUUCAAAAAGAAAAGGAACGUUUAGAGUUGGAAAGAUUGGAAAGGGAAAAGGAAGAGAUGGAAAGAAUAGAAAAAGAGCGUGAAGAAAAAGAACGUGAAGAAAAAGAAAGAUUAGAAAAAAUAGAAGAAGAGGAACGUAUAAAAAAAGAACAAUUAGAAAAGGAAAGAAUGGAAAAGGAACAAGAACAAGAACAAGAACAAGAGGAACAGGAAGAACAAAAAGAAGAAGACAAUAAAUGCUACAUUUGCAUGGAAGAUAUGGAGACCGAUAGCAUCGCCACCAUUGACUGCAACCACAAAUUCUGUUUUGAUUGCAUGGAUACAUGGCAUAAAAUUAAAAAUACUUGCCCAUUAUGUAGAGCAAGAUUCUAUACCAUUAAAAGAGCCGGUCAUGAUCCAAUCAUAGUAGGCGAUGUUGAGAAUAGAGCCCAUGAACAAGAAUUAGAUUACAAUUUCCUUGAUGAUCCCGAUAAUUUAGAAAAUGAAAAUGAUAAUGAUAAUGGUUCCGAUGAUGAAUUCAGUGGUGACAUGGACCAAGUUUAUCACCAUUUAUUGCGUCGUCGUUUUGUUCAUAACAUUUACGAACCAAUAUUUGAUGAUUAUAUAAAUAUGAAUUAA